Molecule: messenger RNA, 1092 nt
Organism: Amorphotheca resinae ATCC 22711
Lineage: Eukaryota; Fungi; Ascomycota; Leotiomycetes; Helotiales; Amorphothecaceae
Exons: 3
Coding region: 1-1092 (363 amino acids)
Biological process (GO): Arp2/3 complex-mediated actin nucleation
Cellular component (GO): actin cytoskeleton; Arp2/3 protein complex
Molecular function (GO): actin filament binding
Source: RefSeq, a predicted model, not a curated record
AUGGCCUCCCCUGAGGUUCACCAUCUCUUUCACCACCCAAUCGCAGAUCACUCCUUCUCUGCCGACAAGCAGACGUUGGCUGUUGCACGGGACACAAGUGUCGAACUUUAUGCACGCACAGGCAAUGGGUUCAAGCUCAAAGACGAGCUGAAAGGUCAUGAUAAGACUGUUACGAGUGUUGAUAUUGCGUUGAAAAGUGGAAGGAUUGUGACUUGCUCUCAAGACCGGAACGCGCUUGUAUGGGAACCAUCUCCUACUGGCUACAAGCCAACACUUGUCCUGCUCCGUAUCAAUCGCGCGGCAACAUCUGUUCGCUGGUCUCCUUCCGAAACGAAAUUCGCCGUGGGAUCCGGGGCGAGAGCGAUCGCGAUAUGCUAUUUCGAAGAAGAGAACGAUUGGUGGGUCUCAAAGCAUAUCAAGAAGCCUAUUCGAAGCACAAUUACCACCGUUGCAUGGCAUCCCAAUUCGGUACUCUUGGCAGCUGGCUCCACCGAUGCACAUGCUAGAGUGUUCUCAAGCUUCAUUAAGGGUGUAGAUGAAAGACCAGAGCCCGGUGUAUGGGGAGAACGAUUGCCCUUUAACACGGUUUGCGGAGAGUACCUUAACAAUUCGGCUGGCUGGGUUCAUGCUGUUUCUUUCUCUCCUAGUGGCGAUGCGCUGGCGUUCGCAGCUCACGACAGUAGUAUUACCGUUGUAUACCCCAAUGGGGCUGAUGAGCCUCCGAGAGCAGUCAUUAGCGUUAGCACCCAACUGCUGCCUUUCAUGAGUCUGAUUUGGAAUGGCGAGAGUGAGAUUAUUGCUGCAGGACAUGAUUGCGAGGCCUAUAGAUUCAAGGGCAAUGAGAGAGGUUGGCAGCUUACCGGUUCCUUGGAGUCGAAGGGACGAGCUGGACCCGGAGAUGCCCGGGAAGAGACCGCUUUCAAUAUGUUCAAGCAAAUGGACUUGAAAGGAAAGACUAAAGAUGACACGCAGUUGAAGACUGUGCAUCAGAAUACUAUCAGCACUAUCCGUGUUUACGAGGGCUCAGGUGGUGCUGUUCGAAAAUUCAGCACGAGUGGUGUUGAUGGAAGAGUUGUUAUUUGGAACGCAUAG